Messenger RNA from Acanthosepion pharaonis, 768 nucleotides. NCBI's taxonomy places the organism in Eukaryota, Metazoa, Mollusca, Cephalopoda, Sepiida, Sepiidae. The record is from the annotation of a GenBank genome assembly.
AUGGCUUCUUCCGAAGUUUUCGUCCAGCACGUCUCUUCGUUUGCCUGUAUUCUAAGCGGCCCACAUUAUUCAAUGAAGCCAAAGAAAAUUACGGCGUUCGUGGCCCGUCUUUUCUCUUUUACUUUUUUUUUUCUGGCCAUUUGUUGCAUUUUCAAUCUACUUUUCAAAUCUAUCUGUCUGUCUAUCUAUCUAUAUUUCGAAGUUUGCCAUUUAUCUAUCUAUAUUUCGCAGUAUGUUUGUUAUCUAUCUAUAUUUAGCAGUAUGUUCGUUAUCUAUCUAUCUAUCUAUCUAUCUAUCUUUCGAAGUAAGUCCGUUAUCUACCUAUCUUUCUAUCUAUCUAUCUAUCUAAUAUUUCGAUGUAUUUCCGUUAUCUAUCUAUCUAUCUAUCUAUAUUUCGCAGUAUGUUGGUUAUCUAUCUAUCUACAUUUCACAAUAUGUAGGUUAUCUAUCUAUCUAUCUAUAUGUCGCAGUAUGUUGGUUAUCUAUCUAUCUAUAUUUCGCAGUAUAUUCGUUAUCUAUCUAUAUUUCGAUGUAUGUCCGUUAUCUAUCUAUCUAUCUACAUUUCGCAAUAUUCGUUUUCUUUCUCCAAUAUUUCUUUUCUUAUUUCACUCAUUCCAUUCCGUGGCAUUGGUAAUAACUAGUUCAUUGCAGAAAGAGAUUAUGGAAUUUGGUAGUUGUGCCAGUCGUUUGUGGAACACUGUGAGAAAUCUCAACAAGCCUAGCAACAGACAUGGAAGAAUUAGAAAACCGAAGGCAAAUCAUUGCUAA